UGCAUUCAGAAUUAACUAUACUCCUCGCCACAUAUCACCUCCACUGAAUAUUUUGGUGAAGAUAUGCAUCUCCUAAAGUUACUCUUCUUCAUCUUAGCAUGCUUCUCUCAUACCGUCUGUUCUAGAUGCCUCUCUCAUACCGUCGAUUCUGGUUACAACACCUCCGUGAUACCCAUAAUAAAAGAUGAAAACACAUCUCUUCACAAAGUCCCUUUUGAGCUCGAGGUACUAGAUCCCAACCAAGGGUCGUAUGAUUAUCUCAUCAUCGACCUCGACACUCCGUAUGCGUGGAAAGAUAUCCCGCUUACAAACUCCCCCAUUCCUUGUGACGAAGACGAUGGUUGCAGGGAUCCGGUACCAUGCGACACCGAUUUGUGCAAAGAAGCAAAAUCUUACAUCAACCCUAUCUGCCCUACACCCAACAAAACCGACUGCAGCAUGUGUAUAGUCACUCCUUUGAAUCCUGUUUCAAACGCUUGCGUAGCAUCAAACCUAACCACUGAUUUACUCAGACCGUAUUGGACCGAUGGGCGGAACCCUAUUAAUUGCUAUCCAAGACAUCCAUUUGGAGGCAGGUUUAAACUGUCAACUGCACCUAAAUCUUUGGAUCAAUCUUUUCCUAAACAUGUUAGAGGUGUUGCGGGGUUUUCAUGGUCUGGUUUGUGUAUUCCACGUCAGCUUAAUUCUACUGGCGUUACUACCGCUGCGAAAUUUGCACUUUGUCUUCCGAGCUCUUCAUCGGCUCGUGGUGUCACAUUUGUGGGUGAAGGGCCUUUUUAUUUUAAAACAAACCCUAAUGUUGAUCUUAGAAGCUAUCUUUCGUACACUCCAAUGAUUCGAAAGAGUCCCAAAUCGCUUGGAUAUUAUAUUAAGAUAAACCGGAUCUUGAUUAAAGGGACGCCGGUUAAUUCUGUACCGAAAGGUGGUUCGGUGAAGAUGAGUACUAUAGUUACGUACACAACUCUCAGAAGUGAUAUCUAUAAAGCUUUGGUUGAAAGUUUUUCAAACGCUACAGCUGGCAUUCCUCAAGUACCCGCGGUUGAACCGUUUGGUUUGUGUUUUGAAGAUGGUGCGUUUGGGUCUGGUAGUGUUCCGAGGAUUGAUCUUGAGAUGGAAAGUGAGAACAUAUGGAGUGUUUCUGUAGAAAAUUCGAUAAAGUGGGUAGGGAAUGGCGCAGCGUGUCUAGCGUUUGUGGAUGGUGGUUCGAAAGUGACGGAUCCGAUAGUGAUUGGGACGUUUCAGAUGGAGAACAAUUUCUUGUACUUUGAUCUCGAGAAUCAGCAGUUGGGGUUUAGCUCUUCUUUGUUGUCUCGAGGAACCAAUUGCAGCAACUUCAACUUCAACUUAGUUGAAAGCUAUACGUACCAAUUGUCUUCAGAAUAAGGAAGCGUGUAUGCAUAUGCUUCUAGGUACACUCUUUGUGUACACUCUUUGUAUUGUAACUUAGUAAUUAUAUAAAUAAAUAAAUAAAUGCGAUGUGCAUCAAA
Molecule: messenger RNA, 1487 nt
Organism: Helianthus annuus (common sunflower)
Lineage: Eukaryota; Viridiplantae; Streptophyta; Magnoliopsida; Asterales; Asteraceae
Product: chitinase CLP-like
Exons: 3
Coding region: 64-1383 (439 amino acids)
Biological process (GO): proteolysis
Molecular function (GO): aspartic-type endopeptidase activity
Source: RefSeq, a predicted model, not a curated record